AUAUUUGACGUCAACUGAAACCAAUUUGUGUCAAAUAAAGUGGACGUCCAUAACGUGUGACUACUGUUUCUUAGAUUUAAUAAACGAAAAGCUGUUUUUGUGUCGACUUUUGGAUCAUAUAUUGAAUGAGUUAUUAGUAUUGAGUGACUCAUUGACUGACAACAUAUACACUGAUAUCAUAUAUGAAUCGUCGAGACAUCGAUUGGUCACAUCUGUCCACAAGACUGUCUCCGACGAGUUCCGCAGAUAUCCAUUGAAAUCGUUUUUUUUGGUGACAAUUUGGUUAUCAAAGCAAUUGAUUGAUUGCUCCUUUACUUCUGUUUUUCAACAACAAUGUCAUCUGAAAUGGUUGUCCGUCGGGCCUCUCACGCCAACAAUUGGUAUUCAGGAUCAGCUAAAGAGUUACGAAAUCAAUUGGAAACCUGGUUGACCACCGCUGGAUCGUCAACUCACGGACCCGCGCGGGCUAUAAUUGCACCUCAUGCGGGCUAUCAUUAUUGUGGCGCCUGUGCUGCCUAUGCUUACAAAGAAAUAUCACCGCAAACAACGAAACGAGUGUUUAUCUUAGGUCCGGCUCAUCACAUACGGCUGGGCGGAUGCGCCCUCUCUCCGGCCAAGGUUUACAAGACUCCUUUAUAUGAUCUAAAUAUAGACCAAAAAAUUUACAGCGAACUGUACGAAACACAGAUGUUUGAAGAGAUGACUCUUCACACAGAUGAAGACGAACACAGCAUUGAAAUGCAUUUACCAUAUGUGGCCCGAGUUAUGGAGGGACAAUCAUUUACUAUUGUUCCCAUCCUUGUGGGCUCAUUGACCACCGAAAAGGAGGUUCUUUAUGGCAAAUUGUUAAGCAAAUACUUGGCUGAUAUUGACAAUGUCUUUGUCAUCUCAUCCGACUUCUGUCAUUGGGGUAACCGUUUUGGUUAUCAAUAUUACGAUAAGAGUGCCGGAGAUAUCUACCAAUCAAUUCAAAAAUUGGAUGAAAUUGGAAUGAAUGCAAUUGAGAAACUCAUUCCUUCAGGAUUUAGCUCUUAUUUAAAGAAAUACGGAAACACUAUAUGUGGAAGACAUCCAAUUGGAGUGCUUCUCAAUGCCGUCCAUGAGUUGGGCAACUCAGGCAAUGAACAUAACGCUGCACUCAAGUUCUUAAAGUACUCCCAAUCGAGUAAAUGCUUAUAUAUGGGCGACUCUUCAGUAAGCUAUGCGGCCGCCAGUCUUAAAAUGGACUGAUAUAUGAUAUGAUAACAAUCAAUAUAUGAGCACUUAAUUAUCAAUUGUGCCUAUAAUUUAAUAGACAUUUAACAAAGUUUGU
Messenger RNA from Oppia nitens, 1312 nucleotides. RefSeq names its product protein MEMO1-like. The transcript has 7 exons. NCBI's taxonomy places the organism in Eukaryota, Metazoa, Arthropoda, Arachnida, Sarcoptiformes, Oppiidae. The record is from RefSeq and is a predicted model, not a curated record. The coding region runs from base 334 to 1230 and encodes 298 amino acids.